CUCUUCUACACUUUUACAAUUUAUAUACAUUUCUUUAUGUGUUUCUUAGUUAUUUUGAUGCAAAUUUUAUGGUUACUUGAAUAUUCCUUUCACAGUUUUCAUUUGGUUGAAAUUUUGUAUUGGUCGGCAGUUAAAACUUAAAGUAAUAACUCCACUCCCUAGUAUAGUCUAUAAUAACAUUUCCAACGUUCCCACUUUAGCAAAAUCAUAGAACCAACGACAUGAUCUCUCUCAUCUUCUUCUCCUUCUUCCUCUCAGUCUCUCUCUCAUCUAAUGGACAGUUCUUCGACGAUGGCAAGAACUACGAAGGCUCCUCCGAUCUCGUCGACCUUCAAUACCACUUGGGUCCGGUCAUAUCCUCGCCGACGACGAGUCUUUACAUCAUUUGGUACGGCCGAUGGAACCCAACUCACCAAUCUACAAUCCGAGACUUCCUCUACUCCGUCUCUUCACCGGCACCGGAUCAGUACCCGUCAGUCUCCAACUGGUGGAAGACAGUGAGGCUAUACAGAGACCAGACAGGUUCCAACAUCACCGACACUCUUGUCUUGUCCGGAGAGUUCCACGACUCUACGUACUCUCAUGGAUCUCACCUCACACGCUUCUCUGUUCAGUCUGUGAUCAGGACUGCCGUUACUUCCAAGUUACCAUUAAACGCUGUCAACGGCCUCUACUUAGUCUUGACCUCAGAUGAUGUAGAGAUGCAAGACUUCUGCAGGGCCAUCUGCGGGUUUCAUUACUUCACUUUCGCAAGCAUCGUUGGUGCAACUGUACCGUACGCUUGGGUGGGGAACAGUGCGAGACAGUGUCCAGAAAUGUGUGCGUACCCGUUUGCGCAGCCUAAGCCAUUUCCAGGAAGCGGGUUUGUGGCCAGAGAGAAGAUGAAACCGCCAAACGGAGAGGUGGGAAUCGACGGGAUGAUCAGUGUGAUAGCCCAUGAGCUGGCAGAAGUGUCGAGCAACCCGAUGUUGAACGGAUGGUACGGAGGAGAUGAUGCCACGGCGCCAACAGAGAUAGCGGAUUUGUGUUUGGGAGUGUAUGGGUCUGGAGGAGGAGGAGGGUAUAUGGGAAGUGUGUAUAAGGAUAGGUGGAGGAAUGUGUAUAAUGUGAAAGGAGUUAAAGGAAGAAAGUAUCUGAUUCAGUGGGUGUGGGAUCUUACUAGGAAUAGAUGCUUUGGACCAAACGCUAUGAAUUAGAGACAAUAAUGUCAGUUAUCUCUUUCACAAAUGUCCUCAGUUUUAAAGCUUGCGGGAACCUGUAUAUGGUUUAUCUUCGCUGUUGGAUU
This is a messenger RNA of Capsella rubella, 1285 nucleotides long. RefSeq names its product protein EXORDIUM-like 7. The transcript has a single exon. NCBI's taxonomy places the organism in Eukaryota, Viridiplantae, Streptophyta, Magnoliopsida, Brassicales, Brassicaceae. The record is from RefSeq and is a predicted model, not a curated record. The coding region runs from base 222 to 1196 and encodes 324 amino acids.